AGCAAGCUUCUGGUGCUUCCUCUCAUACCUCGCUCUCUCUGAGUCCCAAUGUUUCCCUUCUUCCACCAACUCAUGACACUACGAAAUCCCAUCAUCACAUGGAACAUCUACAACACUUUGUCGACGAUCUCCAACUGGCUGCUAAACGAGCCUUCCCAAACUCGGCAUACUCUCGAUACAAAGAAGUCCAGGUCUUAUUGAUCCGAUGGGAAGAAGACGAGCUCGAGGUAGAGUGGGAAAUGGAGGAGCUGCGCAAGGUCUUCCGGGACAUGUAUGGGUUCUCGACGGAACAGUUUCUCAUCCCAACACAAAACUCUCAUCGAAAACUCAACCACAAGGCUCUGAGCUUCGUGGAGGAACAUGAGAAAGAGGAUAUGCUGCUCCUCGUAUACUAUGCAGGGCAUGGUGUCAUAAACAAAGCCAGGCAGUCCACUUGGUCUUGCAAACCUGACAGAACAUAUGCAACCGUAGAAUGGUCGGCCAUCCAGACCUUGUUCGAAAUGGCCAAGUGCGAUGUCCUCUUGCUGCUGGACUGCUGUGCUGGGGCCAGUGCCGCACCCCUCACUGAGCGUCCGACCAACAUAAAGGAAACAAUUGCUGCUUGUGGUUUUGAGACGUGGGCUCCUCGGCCGGGUCCGCAGUCUUUCACCAACACAUUGAUCGAGGUUCUCAAUGAAUGGGCAUCUCAGCCUCCCUUCUCCGCUGCCAUGCUCCACAGCGAGAUCUUGACACGGCUUAAACAUGCGCCGCCUCGUUGGUCAUCUCAAGGUACCUUGGUCGAGUCAAGGAAGACGCCAGCAUAUAUCGUCUCUCCGCCAGACCCACACACCGCAUCGAUUACCCUCGGUCGGCUUGUGGAUGAGGAGUCUUGUUCUUCAGCUUCCUUCCGGGCCAUCCCGGGAUCCAUCCCGGAAACUCUCUCGCAGAGAGUCCAAGGGGACAGCUAUGUUUCAAGCGAGAGCCGUCUGGAGGCAUUGUUGGCCAUGGACGAAAAGGGGCAGAGAAAGGCUCCACAUGUUCUUCUGACCGUUGCCUUGGAGGAAGACCAAAUCCUGGACGCCGCAAGUUGCGCUCGAUGGCUGAAGCAGUUUCCACUUUUAGCAAAAUUUGUGAGUGUUGAGGGCGUGUACCGCAGCUACUCAACACUGCUGCUUCUCUCAGUACCAGUCGUGCUGUGGGACUUGGUACCGGACCGCCCGGCCGCUCAGUUUGUUGGAUACGUGCGGUCCCGCAACUUGGUGCCGAGGGAAGAACCUCAGAAGGAGGCAACAACGCCAAUCCCCAUUACCGGGAGCUCGGCUAGAGGAAAAACCGGCGAUUCCUUUGAUUACGCUUCUCCACUGAAAUCUGUGUCAGGGUUGAGCAGCCUUGAUUCCGGAUAUGACUCGUCCAGUAUUCCGCGACCCGCGACGCUGGUAACUACCAGACUCUCCCGGCACACAACGGACGGGCUGGGACGCCUGCGAAAAACCCUGCCAAGUCAAGUACUAGCGGAAAAGAGACGGAGCAAGGGGUAUGUGUCAGAGCUCCUGGGCCCGAGUCAACCAACCUCGGCGCCGACGAGCGUGCCGUCGGCGUCAGGACAAGGACUCGGUUCACUCAAAGAAACGAUUAAACGACUCGUUGUUAAGGUCGGGGAAGCAGACCUGAAUGACGACAUCUCAGGGUUGACGUGCGUACUGUGGUAUGGCCACGACGUGCAGCGCAGUGAAUCCAUUCGGAGACCAACGCCGAAACCCAUUUGGAAUGAGGAGUUUCGGUUUGAAGUCCACGAUUCGCCAAUGUUCUAUCACCUAAGACUGUCCGUGUGGGGAGCGCAGAUGUUGGAGUUAAUUGGAGAGUUGCACAUUGAUCUCCGUAGCCUGGUUCAGAAGGGGCGGCUCCCUGAAUUAGGGGAGUGGCAGAAACUGCGCAGCGAUGGCAGGACGACUGGCGUGAUCCGGAUCGCCCUGGCAUAUCUGGAUGCAAGCGAGGAUGAUCAGCAACAGGCCGAGGCAUCCAAGGCGACUGCUAGAUGGCGGCAACAACAACGGCAACGACAGCGGAGGGACGAGGGACAGACUCGUAUGGAGGAAUUGGACUUUCCGGUCUGGUGAUCCGGGCGCCGGUACCUAGACAAGGCCGAGGAUGAGAAUUCUUGCUGUGGCCGUGACCUGCGCCGUGGCGUCGACAAGGGGGAAACUGUCAAGGGGAAUAAGGUCGAGUAGGAGCACUGUAUGAAAGUACGGAGACACGCAGCACACUAGCUACCUCAUAUCAACAAGGUUGGUGAAGCGGCCGAAUCGUUACGCUAGGGGAUUUUGGCGACAGAGCCCUAGUGAAAGGCCGGC
Ilyonectria robusta is the source of this 2330-nucleotide messenger RNA. RefSeq lists its product as uncharacterized. Bases 99 to 2096 code for a protein of 665 amino acids. Gene Ontology annotation, biological process: proteolysis. The transcript has 4 exons. NCBI's taxonomy places the organism in Eukaryota, Fungi, Ascomycota, Sordariomycetes, Hypocreales, Nectriaceae. Gene Ontology annotation, molecular function: cysteine-type endopeptidase activity. The record is from RefSeq and is a predicted model, not a curated record.